CUCGUCAUGAGUUCUUUCUCAUUUGUUGAAUGAUGUGUGGAGUUCUGCUCCAGACGCGUCUGCGUAAAUAAAUGAGCCGCACGGUGUGGUUGGCUCGGCAGACACGCGCCUGGCGACCUCUAAACUUUCUACAGCAUUCAAGGCAUUUUCUUUCUGCGGUCUUGCAGGCCUCGAUCUUGUCUUGAUAACCGAACUUUGUUGUGCUAAUUGCAUUCUGAAGUGAUACGGCUUCGUUAGACAAGUGGCAGAAAUGACGUCCAAGGAAGAACCACAGCCGACGACCACGCUGGACGGUUCUUCAGUCUCAGUAAUGCCAGGCGGCAACGCCGCCUCGAUGAUCAACUCGCGCGAGAUGAACGACAUGCAAGCCAAGAUCCGAAUCUUAGAGAGACAGCGACUAGACGACCGAAACCGGCUUCUUGAGUUUGAUCGGAUGAAGCAAGAUCGGGAGAAGCUUGAGCGCGUUAUCGCGCGGCUGGAAGGGAAGAUCAAGCCGAUGUUUGAUUCGCAGCAGGAACUGAGAGAUCAAGUGCGCACGCUGGAGGAGCAGAAGCGGAAGCUGGAGGAGAUGUUGAAGGAAAGAGAGGAGAUGGUCGAGCUUUUGACGCUGGAUCGGGAGGUUGCUGAGCAGGAUGGAGAGAAUUUGCGAGAAGAGCUUGAGGAUAUCAAGGCGAGGCUGGAGGAAGCGACUCUCGAGCUUGAGAUAAUGAAGGAGGAGAACGAAGUUUUGCGGGUCGAGAUGGUGAAGGAGACAAAGACGGAUGGGAACGUGGAUGUCGCGGCGGUGCGGAAGCUCGAGGAGCAGAAUUCGCGGUUGAAAGAGGCAUUGAUCAGGCUGCGCGACCAGAACGCGAUCGAGACGCAAAACUAUCGAACAGAGCUGAAGCGCUUACAGAGAGACUCGGAGAUUUUGAUGACGUUGAAAGAAAAAUAUGAGACCGUCGUACAGCAGUUCCAGCGCGCGGAAGAGAUUGCCGACAACCUGCGGCAGCAGCUCGACGUUGCGUCUGGGGCGGAUCGAAUGCUGGACGAGCUCACGGUCAAGAAUCUAGAUCUUAGCGAGCAGGUGGAGAAAAUGCGGAUCUCGAUUCAGGAUCUGGAGACGUUGAGGGAUAUCAAUGAGGAGAUUGAGGCGAAUCAUCUGGAGACUGAGAGGCAGUUGCAGGAGGAGAUUGGAUAUCGCGAUUUUCUUUUGCGGGAGCAGGCGGAGAGAUUGAUUCAGAUUGAGGAUUCUAAUGCGGACUACGAGUAUACGGUCAAGAGGUUUCGGGAGCUCGUGACUGCUCUACAGAGUGAUCUGGAGCGACUGCGCGAGGAAAAAACAAUGGAAGAAGCUGAGGCGGCGCAGAUAUCACGCCGGACUCGAGAGAUGUUUGAUUUAAAUCGCAAACUCCAAGAAUCUGCGCGGUACGGACAGGUUCGGACGGUGGAUCUCGAGCUGCGGAGGUUAGAGGCACAAGAAGCGGUCGAGCAUCUGUCAAUCAUCAGACUUUAUCUGCCCGACUCUGUGGUCACUGUGGCAGAGUCUGUCAAGACCCUGCUUUGUCUGAAGCGGAUUGCGUUUAAAGCGGGAUUGAUUUGCUCGAUGAUAAGAGAUGCGAGUAUAGCGACCAACAACUUGGCAGUCGAGCCUACGCUGGGGACCGAGCUCUGUGACAAGAUGGCGCGCAUCUCGAUGCAUGCUCGAUGCCUAUCCGCUACGAUGAGUAUCUGCUCGGUCGCUGAGUUUGAAACGUUCGGUGCUGCCGUGAAUUCUGAAAUCAGUGGUACGGAGGCAGUGCUGGAUGGGUGCAUUGCCAGUAUCAAGGAGAAUUCGAGUUUUAGCGAAACGGGAAAGCUGACAGUACAGCUGGAUGAGGCUCUGGCUGUGCUGUCGGAGUUGUACGCGACAAAAGGUGUUGGGACAGAGCUUGUGAAGAUGGGCGAUCUGAAGCGUGUUACUGCUACUGAACUUGCACUUUUGACACGGAGCAAUAUCGACAGUAUGAUUGCAAUGAUGCAGAAUCUCCUGGUAAGAGUGUCUGGAGAGCUUCCGCCUCUCGAGAGCUCGAUGAAUGGCCAGGUUUCAUACGAGGCAGAGCUAGCUGCCAGCUUUAGGAAUACAACAGAGAUGAUGAUUGGACAAGGCAAGAGUAUGAAGGUGUUAGCCGCCAAAGCAACGACGAUAAUCGACGAAGGUGAUGAAGAGUCGAAAUGUCCUACAGAUGAUUUGGUCAAUUCCGUCAAAGAUGUCGAAGAAGUGACGAGGAGAGUCACUGUGUUUGUCAGAAACGUGAGCUUUUCUAUUAUGCAUAAGCUUGAUGCUGCGUCGGGGGAUGAUCAAGAGGUCAGGUAUGAUGAUAUACAAAAGAUAAUGAUGGACGAGGCCGACGAUGAAUGGCAGGAUUCUAGCAGUAGUAAUGCUGGAUAUUUUGCUGGGUGCCGCAAGCAGCUGGAGGAAGCGGUGUCAAAGCUGAGAGAAGUAGUCGCGCGGUUGCCUGGAUCUCAGGGGAUGGAGCACUACACGAAGGUGGUUCCACCGUGGGUGUCAAAGGUCGAAAGUCUGAAGGAAGACGAAGCAUCGAACAAGGACGUGCACGCUCGAUUUGUGCAGCUCGAAGAGGCAAUGAAAGAGAUGAUUGCACGGAUGCGCACAAACGAGCGGGAGCUGGAAGAAUCGUCGAUGAAAAACAAGUUUUUGGAGUCGCGGUUACAGAAGAACAAGGAGCGACUAGAAAGGCUGUCUACGAUAGAGACAGAGUUGGCCGAGCAUCUCAAGAUUGAAGAGUCGCUGAAGGAGUCGGUCGCGAAUUUAAACUCGGAGGUCAAGAGGUUAACGGACGAAACCUCUGAGCUGAGACGGGCGGUGGAAGAGAGCGCCGGGGCGGCAAGCGAACUGGAGCGUCUGAAAGGACGGGCGCAGGUUGCUAGUUCAGAGGAAGUGGAGGCUCUGUAUAGGCAGGUGUCGGCACUACAGUCUACGGUGCGAUACCUGAGCACGCCGCGGGAACGGGAAGUAGACGAGAUCGUGGCGUUUCUCAAACAGCCGAUCAUCAACCGAGCGCGCGGAGCCGAGGCCGAGGAGGAGAAGCGGAGGAGGAAGAUGAGGGAGAAUGAGGUGUCGACUACGAUGGACAGCUUAGUCAGGCAGUCGCUGACGUCGGAGAUGGUGAAGAUCCGGCGAGGAGCAACGGCGCGCGACCGGCGGGUGCAGCGGAACCAGGACGGGAGUGCGUCGGCGAGGCAGGCGACAGAGUACAGACAGCUGGCAGCGCGGAUGCGUGCGCUGGUGCAGCUGUAGACUGUUGUUGCAGGCACAGAGCGAGGCCGCAGACAUCAACGAACAAGGUCUUGUUAGGCGUAAGCGACCUCGAGGAAGAGAAUGCGGGGAAGCCUGCGAUUGUCAAUCGGGAAAUCGAUUGGCGGCGAGCGCGUCAUUAUUUGCUUCAGCUGAUCACCAACUAAUUGAGAGAAUCGUCAUCGCUCUCUGCUCUGUCGUCUACGCAGCCUUGUUCUGUUCCCUGCAGCUGUUGCGGUUAUCCAUUGUCCGGCCAGACGGGAACCCGCGUGGAGUUCUGCCGUAUCAGCGCCGCUCCAUUUACUCAGCAUCAG
This is a messenger RNA of Myxozyma melibiosi, 3591 nucleotides long. RefSeq names its product dynein associated protein-domain-containing protein. The transcript has 3 exons. NCBI's taxonomy places the organism in Eukaryota, Fungi, Ascomycota, Lipomycetes, Lipomycetales, Lipomycetaceae. Bases 251 to 3280 code for a protein of 1009 amino acids. Gene Ontology annotation, biological process: nuclear migration involved in conjugation with cellular fusion; cytoplasmic microtubule organization; establishment of mitotic spindle orientation. The record is from RefSeq and is a predicted model, not a curated record. Gene Ontology annotation, cellular component: microtubule associated complex; spindle pole body; spindle. Gene Ontology annotation, molecular function: microtubule plus-end binding.